AUGGGAUCUGCUUCACCUCCUACUCCUUUCACCCCCCUUGGAGAGACGUCUCUUUUCAAGCCCCUGGACUUGGGAAAAUGGCACUUGCAGCAUCGCAUCGUCCAGGCACCUCUCACACGCAUGAGGAAUGACUUCUCGUCCCGAGGAGUUUACAUCCCAGGUCCCAGAGUCGUCAAGUACUACUCAGACCGUUCAACCCCCGGCGGCCUUCAACUCACCGAGGCAACGGACAUUUGCCUGGAUGCCAGCGCAUAUCCAGGGUGCCCUGGAGUCUUCACCCCUGAGCAGCUCGAAGGGUGGCGCAACGUCACUGAUGCCGUGCACGCCAAGGGGGGCCUCAUCUUGAGCCAGCUAUGGCACACGGGGCGGGCCUCGUCGCCCGGCAUGCGAGGAGGCAACCAGUGUGUGUCAUCGAGUGACAUCCCCAUGUCGGGAUCAUACCUUGACGGAAGCUCGUGUGCUGAAAACCCGCCCCGGCCUUUGACGGUGGACGAGAUCCACACAUUGACUGCCGAAUGGGCGGCAGCUGCAAAGAGGGCUGUCAAUGAGGCUGGCUUCGAUGGUGUCGAAAUUCAUGGCGCAAAUGGAUAUCUCCUGGACCAAUUCCUGCACGACAAUGUCAACAAGAGGACAGAUGAGUAUGGAGGCUCCAUUGAGAACCGUUCGACGUUCGUGCUGGAAGUCAUUCAAGCAGUCUGUGAGGCAGUUGGGGCGGAGCGGGUCGGCAUUCGUCUUUCGCCUUACAACUACUUCCAAGACACCCGAGACAGUGAUCCCAACGCACAUUGGUCGUAUCUGUGUGAGAAGAUCGCUGGCCUUCCCACCACUCAGCGACCUGCUUAUAUUCACAUGGUUGAACCUCGUUUCGACGAGGUUCUCGACGAGCAGCAGAAGAUGGAGUCUCUCGCCGAGUACACCGCCAGCACUGGAUCGGAGGCAGCCCCCAUCAAGAAGAACUCUUUGACUCCAUUCCGGAACAUUCUGAAGUCUGGUGGUAUUCAUUUCUUCGCCGCAGGAAGCUUCAACCGUGAAAACGCCGCGCCGAAGGUGGAGAGCGACAGCGCUGAUCUGAUCGUGUUCGGUCGACACUUUAUCGCGAAUCCGGAUCUGGUUAAGCGGUUGCGAAGUGGACUCCCGUUGAACCCAUACGAUAGGACAACGUUCUAUGGGGCCGAUCCACCUGAAAGAGGCUACACUGACUACCCAUUUUACGAGGAGCUCAAGAACUAG
This is a messenger RNA of Diaporthe citri, 1230 nucleotides long. RefSeq lists its product as uncharacterized. Gene Ontology annotation, molecular function: FMN binding; NADPH dehydrogenase activity. Bases 1 to 1230 code for a protein of 409 amino acids. The transcript is spliced from 3 exons. NCBI's taxonomy places the organism in Eukaryota, Fungi, Ascomycota, Sordariomycetes, Diaporthales, Diaporthaceae. The record is from RefSeq and is a predicted model, not a curated record.